Molecule: messenger RNA, 2512 nt
Organism: Onychomys torridus (southern grasshopper mouse)
Lineage: Eukaryota; Metazoa; Chordata; Mammalia; Rodentia; Cricetidae
Gene: Ammecr1
Product: AMMECR nuclear protein 1
Exons: 6
Coding region: 53-1054 (333 amino acids)
Cellular component (GO): nucleus
Source: RefSeq, a predicted model, not a curated record
AGCUCGCCUCACUUAUGGGUCGGAAGCGCUGCGUGGGGGAGACUGUUCCAAGAUGGCGGCGGGUUGCUGUGGGGUGAAGAAGCAGAAACUGUCCAGUUCGCCCCCCUCUGGCUCGGGCGGCGGUGGUGGCGCCUCCUCCUCCUCCCACUGCAGCGGGGAGAGCCAGUGCCGAGCCGGGGAGCUGGGACUAGGAGGCGCCGGGACGCGGCUCAACGGGCUGGGCGGGCUGAGCGGCGGCGGCGGCGGCGGCGGCGGCGGCGGCUGUACCCUCUCUCCCCCCCAGGGCUGCGGCGGCGGCGGCGGCGGGGGCAUCUCGCUGUCUCCACCUCUGAGCUGCGGAGUGGGAACCCUACUUUCUACUCCGGCCGCCGCCACCGCCUCCUCGCCGUCCUCCUCGUCCUCAUCCCCGGGCUCCCGGAAGAUGGUGGUGUCAGCGGAGAUGUGCUGCUUUUGCUUCGAUGUGCUCUACUGUCACCUGUAUGGAUAUCAGCAGCCCCGGACCCCCCGCUUCACCAACGAGCCCUACCCACUGUUUGUAACAUGGAAGAUUGGUCGAGACAAAAGAUUGCGUGGAUGCAUAGGUACUUUUUCUGCCAUGAAUUUGCAUUCAGGACUCAGGGAGUACACACUUACCAGUGCCCUUAAAGACAGCCGUUUCCCACCAAUGACAAGGGAUGAGCUGCCACGGCUUUUCUGUUCAGUGUCUCUGCUCACUAACUUUGAAGAUGUCUGUGACUAUUUGGACUGGGAGGUGGGUGUUCAUGGCAUUAGAAUAGAAUUCAUCAAUGAAAAAGGAUCAAAACGCACCGCCACCUACCUACCGGAGGUUGCAAAGGAGCAAGGGUGGGACCAUAUUCAGACCAUAGAUUCCUUACUGAGGAAAGGAGGAUACAAAGCUCCGAUUACUAAUGAAUUCAGGAAAACCAUAAAGCUGACCAGGUACCGUAGUGAAAAGAUGACCUUGAGUUAUGCUGAAUACCUUGCUCAUCGCCAGCAUCAUCACUUCCAAAAUGGCAUCGGGCAUCCCCUUCCGCCAUACAACCAUUAUUCCUGACACUGAGCCGCACAACCAGUCACUGGGCCUCUCUGCAGACCUCUUCCCAGGAGACCCUACACCUUCUUGGUCUAGCUAUCUCUUUUACUGUACCAUUUUAUGAUGAUAGUUUCCGUUGCCAUGGUGAAGCUUCGACGUUGUCACUUAAGACCAUCAUGGUAACGGGUAGGAAAAUGGCAUUUGUUAAGAAGAUCUUGUUAUUAUUUUAGAUCAUUGAUAUUUUUUUUGCAGCACAUACAGCUUUUGGAGUUUUCUUUCCUUACAAUAUUAGAUAUAUUUUUGCUUUGCUUUAUCAGUUAGGUUUCUGUCUUUCUAUCCCUUUUCUUUUUCCUGCUUCCUCCUCCCUUUUGACUGUGGAUGGAAGAAAGUAUGCAGUUUUUGAGGAUUUGUUAGGUUUGGCUUUAUUAUUCCUCAGUAAGAUAGUCAUUUUUUGAUAGCUAAAUUGGGGAUUAAUUCAUAACAAAUUCAGGUAUUUGUAUAUUACUCUUGAAUUUGCCUAAAGUUCUCUUUGCUAUGACAGCUUUGUAUUUGGGUCAAGUACAUGUUUUUCCCAUGGUUAAAAUAAAUGAGCUUUAGUUUAAGUAAUGAACAUUCAAAGGUCCAUGAUAGGGCUUGUCACAGAGAGCAAAAUACCAUUGAUACCUUCUGUGCUGAUUAUCGUAGAAGAGACAGCUCAUCAAGUUAUAGAAUCAAUUUACAAUCUAAAACACUGUUUUAGAAAAGUAUAAGCUACCUUUGAAAUGGGCUGCAGAAUUCAUUUUGAAAGGCAGCAAAUAUUAGGAAGAGAUGAGAUGCAGAAUUUAGUGCCUUUGAGAAGACUAUAAUUAAGUCAAAAUAAGAGGGGUUUUAAAAAGGCAAUUUAGAGAAAUAUUCUUGUAAAAUUUUAUUGUUUCUAUAUAAGAAACAACAGAUUACAAAAAUUCCUUACUCCAAAGUAUUUUUUUAGCUGAAAAAAUUAUUUUGAGCAAAUAACCAAAAAGACACUUGUCUAUUUUGUAUUAAUUUAAAUUUGUUAGCUUUAGGUUUCAAUGAGUCAUAAUUGGUCAGAGACAACUUUAGCUACUAUCUAAGACAUGAUAAAGAUAAUCUAGUGAAACAAAAGUUCAUAUAUACUAUGAUUUCAAAUUUGUCUAUCAUGGAGACAAUGCUGAGUUUCAGAGAUACUAUAAAGAGUUUGAAUCUCUUUCUGCACUACAUACUUUUGAUAGAAACACAUUUAUAUGUUGACAGAUAUUAUGUUGGACCUGUGAAGAUGGCAUUCAGAUAUAUUAAUUAGAGCCCAGCUCAUUUGCAGGGCUAUUCUUCCCAUGGCACAAUCAAAGAACUUACUGAUGUCAAUGGGAAGCCCUUAUGUUUAUCCCCAGGAAAACCCACAGAUGAUCCUGGCAAAUAGUGACCUUUGUUGAUGGUAGUAUAUACAUAUAUAUAUAUACACACACAUAUAUAUAUAUAGGUAUG